AUGAGCAUAGAACCUGCAGCAGAAGUACAGAAAGAGCUACCUAAGUGUGGAAGGCUCGUGUUUCGUGGGGUUGAACUGGCAUAUUUGAACAUUGAUGGCGAAUACAUGUUACCUUUGGCGGAGUUACUUGCUUUAGUCCUGCCAACAACUCCGAGGGCUACAGUAUUUACAAGAAUGGAAAAGAUGAAAGUUCGCAGGCAUUUCUGCAAACCAGAUGAAAUCAAACUGCUCAAAACAGUCAAUGGCAUAAAUGGUUUGUCGGCAAACUGCACAUUGAUUUCAAAGACAGAAGUUGAUAAAUAUUGCUCGAUGUAUAUCGACGAUUUGAAUGAAAGGAGUGAAAGAAAGUGUUCGGACGAUUUUACGAACGAAUCGGAAAUCGCUGGUAAAGAACAUAGUGUUGAAAACUACGCAAGCAAAGGUAUUGAAUCGACUGAAUCAGCCUACCACGACAACACUAAAAUCCAGAACAAAUUAACAGUUCUUCAUAAACAAAAAAGAUCCUCGCCGCUGAAAGCUAAGUUAAAGUUGACCAAAAUCUGUAACAGCGUGAAACUGAAAUCGGCGCUUUCACCCGAUAGCCAGUGUACACGAACGUCAACGGAUAAUGCAGGGGCACCCAACGGGAAUAUAGUUCAAAACCACUUAAACAUAGCAUUUUUAAACGUAUUUUAGUAUUUAAACGGUAGAUAAAGGCAUAUUUUUAUUCCCUAAAAAUUUUUCAUCUGUUCGGAUUUCCUAGCUGAAAGUUUAGUGAUCCGAAAAUUAUAGGGAUCAAAACUUACCUUUUCGAAAAUUUCAUCCAGAAAAUAGGCUCCCGAAAAUUCUAGGUGACCUUUUUAAGGUAAAAUCCGUUAAAAAUAGGCAAUUAUACCAUUUUUUAGACGUUCGAAAAUCCUAGGAGAGGCAGGCAAGCAAGAAGUUUUACAACAUAUGUUUCGAAAAUUCUAGAUCUCAAAUCGUCUUCCGAACAGAUAUUUUUCCGAAAAUUGUCGUUGGGUGCCCCUGAUAAUGCCAGACUCGCGGCCAUUGACUCACAUCUUUGUUCCUCUCUUGCUGCCGUUUCGUCAGAACUGCUGUCGUCGUUUCAGGCGAAAAGUCCUUCACAUUCACCAACGGACAAAAAGAAGAAAUUGCGUCGGGUUAAGAAAAGGCCGUCAAGUGAUGCGCAAGGCAAGAACGAAUUUGGUGAAUUUGAAUCGCCGUUAAAAAUUCCCAAGAGGAGUGAGUUGAAUACGCGUGAACAAGACACUGACAAAAUAAACGAACAGUGUCUGUCCCGCUCUUCUCGUAUUUCGCUUACUUCGCAACCCUCACAGAGGCAAGAAUUCGAUUGUUUUAUUUCUGCUUGCUCGUCCAACGACAGCAGUUUUGCCUCGACGGUACUUUCAAAUGCAAGUUCGCCGACGAAGAGGGAUUUUAUAGCUGAAGACUUAAGCGAGCUACGUAAAAAGGAUAACGAAGCUACAAAAAAUCGCGAGCAUUCAUCGCCACGCACAAAGCUCCCGAAACUUAAAACGCCAACAAACAGUACAUAUAUGUUUAAGAAAAUUUUGAAAAUCAAACAAGAAAGGUCAGGAGACGAAGGUUAAUGACGCCUGUGCGUCAUAUAGUAACCAUUAUUCUGUCUUACUUUGUGUUAGGUUCGGAAGAAAGAGCAAGCAUCCUAACAAACGGCCGACGCACUUCUUUGUUUCUCCGAUGUUAAAAUAGAUACCAAGAUGAUAUAAUUAAUUUUAGUGAUAGUAAUGGGUCUUUGUAUAAUAGUUAUACAACCUUUAUAGUUGAUACACACCUCAUGGUCACUUGUGUGACCCACCGUGCCAUACGACAUUUUAUACCAAGGCCGAUACGGAUGUAAGUGUCUCUUAUUGAGACACUGGGAUAUCAAAACCCGAUUCGUAUCACGAGAAGGAAUUUAAGGGUAUGUUAUCAAGGAAAGAGUAUUUCUCCUCUUGCGAACAAGUUGAUUUGUUAUUUUGCGGCAUCAGCUGAUAGUUUUUGACAGUACGGUAUUUGUUUUAUAGGAUGGGUUGCUACAUGUCUGCCUUGCAAACAAGUGUUAGGGCAGCUAAUUUUAUUUACUGUUUUGUGCCUCAUAGUUUAAAUAAAUUUGUCCAGCUAGGAGGAAAAUUAAUGUGCCUUGUAACUUCGUGCACUAGACUAUGAGCAGAAGAGUCGCUCUGUAUUUCCGUGUUGUGUUUCUGGUGCUUUUAAAGCCGGAAUUCUUACAAACUUUGCUGUCAUUACAAGGCAAGAGUUUGUACCAUACAACAGUUACCAGCACCUAAAACAUGAGAACAUUGUUCACUCAGUUUUAUUUGGUUAUUUCCUAGGCUUGUAUUACUUCGUACAUCAAAUAAAAGUAACAGAGUUCAUCAGUAUACUAGACUUACUGAAAGUGCCAAUAUUACCAGCACUCAUUUACCACGACGAACAACUGAGAAACAAAUUAUGUACAUUUAUGUAGAAGCACACUUGUAGUAACUUUACUUUAAUUUAUGAACGUUGACUGCCUCCUUUGUAAUAUUAUUUACAUAGAUUAAACUGUGCAGACUGGGUUGCAACGAACAUUUGUGUCUAAUGUCUUUUGUACACGACCAAUAACGUUAAAAAGUUAUUGAAGCCUGUUUCUUUCUUUGAAGCCCUUCUUCGUUGGCGUUAGUUGAGAUCAGGUCUACUUCACUGCACUUCUCUUAAACUUUCAUUUACUAAACUACAUCCCAUCACCUUAUGUGUCUUUUAACUAACUAUCUGAUCCUUGUCUGUUUAAAUAGCCUCAAGUUAUUUUCAAAAACUACCGCUCUUUGACAGAACCGGAAGAAAAACAUAGCUUGUGACUUGAACGUUCUAAUGUUGAAUCUCCAGAUUAUACUCCGUAAGUGUGAAAGAACUUCGUGAAAUGGUAAACGACGUUCAGAAUGGCUAGAUAACCAGACGAUCGCUUUAAAGCCGUAUCCAAGGGGCAUCAAUUUGCCUGAAAACAUUCUCGUCGUGUGAAAAGCUUCCGCAACACGAUAUGCAAAUGCAAUCUGUUAUUGACUUUGCUAAAUCAUCGAGCUUUUGUAAAGAAAUGGUUUGUGACGUCGCUAUUUGAAAAGGAAUUCUUGACUUAGCUUAAACCGUCCUGAAAAUUCUCGCGAGAAAAGAGUUCAAAGAUUCUAUUUAUGGUAAUUUGUGAAAUACUGAAAGAGUUAGAGCCAUGACAAUCCUAACCUUUCAGAAACCUUACACAAAAUUCUCCUCAGCUUCGAUCAAUUUUGUAAGCGUGCGACACACGAACGUCGGAGGCCCGAUAUUUUGAUGCUCUCAAUUUUCAAGUUUAUACCAUGCUUUCUUUUUAGAAUGCCGAAGGAUUUAUGAAUUUAGUCGUCCUUACUUAAAGCAUUGAUAAUACCAGUCAUUAUCUGCUAACCUUUCGAGGUUGUUCAGACGGUCGAGAACGUCGAACUCUGUGCCGUCACGAGAUGUCAUGUCCAUAACAGUCCGUUUGGCUUAAAUACUCACACUGAUAGCUUGAACGUAUAUCUGUUACUACAUUUCCAGAAACAUGUUUCGACAAAUCGCCUUAUAAUUUCUGCUUUCUUUGCUGCCAAAACACAAAAUAUCAGUUACCGACUCUUUAACGAUGAUAGUGUGAUUCUUAGAGGAAUCUGAAGUCACGAGAAAAGUGAAAACCUCAAUACUAGAAAAACCUGACCCAAACCCAGUUUAGAACCUCACUGUAUACUGCACAAAGCAAUCUAACGGACGGCACGUUCAAUGCAAGGUGUUGUUUCGUGGAAAGACCAGUGAUCAAAGAUAGUUGAAAUGUUUUGUACAUUGCACAACGCUUCAAAAUUUGAGAGUUACUCCUUUGUUUUAAUAUAAAUUGUACAGCUCAGGUGUAUCAAAUAUAGCGAUCGAUCAAACCUUAAUAGCAAGUUUACCAGUCAUGUACAUUUAUCAGUGCAUUAUAACAAGGUUAAUAACAACAAAAUCAGGAAUUUUGGUGAACUGUUGGGAAAAAUUAGCAGAGAUUCAUGAAGUGGGUACAUAAUAAAUUUUAUCAAAAGAGCAACAACCUACUUUUCAAAGCAGCCUGUUUAAACUGGCAAGUAUCUGUUUAUCAACGUUUCUUAAAACAGAGGUUAUCCUAAACUAAUGUGAAACCCUGCAUUUCAAUUAAAAAUGUCUAAUGUAAUUGCCUUAUGGCGCACUUUACGGCAUGCGAUCAAGUGGCAAGUCCCGGGUGGCAAGUACUCAAAGGGGAUCACGAAUAUACUGUACUUUCAUUAGCCUCUAUGCUACAGUUAUAUCCUACAUACAUGGGAAAUACGUUUAAAAAAAGUCAUGCAAAACCUUAUCGCAUUUGACGGAAUAUUCUUCAGAUGACUCUAAUCCAACAUGUCACAAGCUCCUAGGCAAGCACUACCUUCAACCACGGCGGGGAACUUGAAGCGCAAUCUGCGGUGGCGAAGGUUCCUUCAUAAGCAAAUUCAGAGGCCAAAUUUGCAGCCCAUCUGGUCGAGACCUCCAAAUCUUGCAGUGAAUUUUCUCCUCGUAAAAUGACCCGAUUUUCAUAACCUCGACGGCGAAGUAGGAAAUCUAUGAUGUAUUUCAAUAACAAGGCAGUAGAUUUCACCAGCCAAUCAGGUGGCGUUACUCUCAUAUUGACCAAUCAGAGCGUGUUCCUGGGGCUAUUGAGCUUAGCGGCAAAGAGGCGUGCAUUUGAGAUGGGGUUAGCUGGCCAUAACGUGAGCUUGAAGCAUAGAGUGACUUUAGCCUUACAUAUACAGAGCAAAUCCGCGCAUUUUGGACAACGUUAAGGUGAAAAUAAGGAGAUAUGUACUGAGGCCUAAAUAUGGGCUGCAAUUCGUCGCGGUCUGGAAGUUUGCUUUGACCUCAAAGCGGCUGAUUUUCAAGCAAUCCGUCGCCCAGGUUUAGCACUAACGUCUUGCUACUGGAAGCUAGCGGAUAGUGUUCUCAAUAAAUUGAAACAUCAUUUGAAGUCAAGAUGAGCAUAGAACCUGCAGCAGAAGUACAGAAAGAGCUACCUAAGUGUGGAAGGCUCGUGUUUCGUGGGGUUGAACUGGCAUAUUUGAACAUUGAUGGCGAAUACAUGUUACCUUUGGCGGAGUUACUUGCUUUAGUCCUGCCAACAACUCCGAGGACUACACUAUUUACAAGAAUGGAAAAGAUGAAAGUUCGCAGGCAUUUCUGCCAACCUGAAGAAAUCAAACUGCUCAAAACAGUCAAUGGCAUACAUGGUUCGUCGGCAAACUGCACAUUGAUUUCAAAGACAGAAGUUGAUAAAUAUUGCUCGAUGUAUAUCGACGAUUUGAAUGAAAGGAGUGAAAGAAAGUGUUCGGACGAUUUUACGAACGAAUCGGAAAUCACUGGUAAAGAACAUAGUGUUGAAAACUACGGUGGCAAAGAUAUGGAAUCGGCCUACCACGACAACACUAAAAUCCAGAACAAAUUAACAGUUCUUCAUAAACAAAAAAGAUCCUCGCCGCUGAAAGCCAAGUUAAAGUUGACCAAAAUCUGUAACAGCGUGAAACUGAAAUCGGCGCUUUCACCCGAUAGCCAGUGUACACAAACGUCAACGGAUAAUGCCAGACUCGCGGCCAUUGACUCACAUCUUUGUUCUACAAACAGAGAAGGUUUUGCUGCCGUUUCGUCAGAACUGCUGUCGUCGUUUCAGGCGAAAAGUCCUUCAUUGCUCAAAUGCGAUAAACUUAAUACUAAGAAGCGUGACAGGAAUUCACAAACAGACAAAAAGAAGAAAUUGCGUCGGCUAAAGAAAAGGCCGUCCAGUGAUGUGCAAGGCAAGCAGGAAUUUGGUGAAUUUGAAUCGCCAUUAAAAAUUCCCAAGAGGAGUGAGUUGAAUACGCGUGAAGAAGACACUGACAAAAUAAACGAACAGUGUCCGUCCCGCUCUUCACGUUGUUCGCUUACUUCGCAACCCUCACAGAAGCAAGAUUUAGAUUGUUUUAUUUCUGAUUCCUCGUCCAACGACAGCGGCUUUGCAUCGACGGUACUUUCAAAUGCAAGUUCGCCGACGAAGAGGGAUUUUAUAGCUGAAGACUUAAGCGAGCUACGUAAAAAGGAUAAAGAAGCUACAAAGAAUCGCGAGCAUUCAUCGCCGCGCACAAAGCUCCCGAAACUUAAAACGCCAACGAAAAAUGAAAUCAAAAGAGAUGACGGCAAUAGUUUAACUCUAUCGCCUCCAGCCCUGUUACUAAAACGGUACGAGAAUUCGUGGCAAGUGGAACAAAAAAGCCCCGUUAAAGAGGCAACGGACUGCUCGCAUAAAAGCAUUUUGAAAACUGAAGACAAGGGCGGAUCAACUGCUCUUGUUGAGGAAGCUUGCGGUCAAACGAAACAAGUGCGAAAAAGGAGAAAAAGAAGGAAACCGCUAAUUUCUCAAGAGGUUUCACUGAACGUCAAUGAUUCACUCAACAGAGUAAAGCCAGACAGUGUACACAGGAAGAAGAUACCAAAGAGAGAGCAGAAAGCUAAGCUUAUCAUUCCAGGCGGAGAGCGAACUUGUUCUAAUGGGGAAGUUAUCGGCGCCGCAAAAAAGUGUAACUUUUUGACCGCAAAAGUGAAGAAAUCAGGGAAACAAGCGCAAGAAAGGUUAGCUUCAGAUGACCAAUUAAAUACAGACAAACAGAGUAAAGAUGACCUGUUGAAGAAAAACGCUGUUCUUGAUAGAAUUGUCGGAGACGCGUUGGCCAAAUUUUUCGGCCCCAAACCAAGCUCUGUUUCUCCUGAAUCCUCGGAGAGCCAGGAACCAGCAAAACCCAAGCCCAUAAAAACAAAGGUUGCUGGACCUGCAAAACCGUUUCUACAGACCAACAGCAAAUUUAAGCUUUUAAAUUUAUUUCCUGCGACUUCGCAACUGGGCCUUGAGAAUGGCAGCUUAUGCCCUGUUUUUACAAUGUCUUGCCCAAGAGGCUUUCAACCACCGUCUUCACAUCCUGUAUGGAACUGGCGACUUGGCGGGCCAGUUUUUCGUGAGUCGACGCAUAAAUUUCUUAAACCAAAACCAGUCUCGAAUCCUAAACAGAAGUUUGUGUGCGACAAGGUGCGAAAAAUAAAACGAAGGCGCCGGAGGAAGAAAAAGGUAGCAGUGUCACUGUCGGCGUUAACGAACAACUUGACCGCAGUGAUCCCCGUUCCAAAUGUUCUGGCAAAUCACUCUAAUUCUGCCUCAAAAGCGACCGAGAAGAUCGCUUGUGGUAACAGUGACUUAAAACCAACCAUUUGCGUUGCAGCUUCGAACACGGUUUCUUCCGAGUCUGAAAUAGCAGUAAGUUAG
Molecule: messenger RNA, 7306 nt
Organism: Porites lobata
Lineage: Eukaryota; Metazoa; Cnidaria; Anthozoa; Scleractinia; Poritidae
Source: the annotation of a GenBank genome assembly